AUGUUUUUCUCACAAUUGCCCGCCCAUCUCGCCAAGGCAGAGGAGCUUAAGCAGCCCCCGCCAAAGGGCACCCCGUACUCUGUCGGCAUUCCUGGCACCGAGCAGGAAGGUCGCAGCCGGGUUUACCGGGCUUGGAACUACCAGAAGGAACUCCUGAAGACUCUUGACCCUCAGGUCCUCACUGCCCAUGACAUGUUCGAGUCCACGGCCAACCGUCAACCUAAGAACCACUGCCUCGGCUGGCGCGCAUACAACCCGACCACUAAGACCUAUGAUCAAUAUCAAUGGCUUACAUACGAGCAGGUGCAGAAGCGCCGGGCGGAUUUCGGUGCCGGUCUGGUCGAGCUCCACCAGAAGCACAACGUGCACCGUGACGGCCAGUACGGUAUUGGUCUCUGGUGUCAAAACCGUCCCGAGUGGCAGAUCACCGAUCUGGCCUGCAUGUUCCAAGGCCUCUACUCAGUCUCCAUCUACGACGUCCUAGCUCCAGAUGCUACCGAGUAUAUCAUUAACCACGCUGAACUCAGCUGUGUCGUCACCUCCCUUCCUCACAUCCCAACUCUCCUUAAGCUGAAGGCAUCCAUGCCUGGUCUGAAGAUGAUUGUCUGUCUUGACCCGCUCGACGCCGGCGAGCAAGACGGCCACUCGAAGCGCGCUCUGCUCAACUCCGUCGCUGCCGGACUGGAUGUUUCCAUCUACACCAUCAGCGAGAACGCUGUCGCUGCUACCUCCGCCGGUCUGAUCACUAUCGGCCAGGCUCGGGGUGACACCAUGUGCUCCUACCUGCCCCUAGCUCACAUCUACGCCCGUCUUGCCGAGCACACUGCCUUCUGGGGUGGUGCUCGCAUUGGCUACUUCCACGGCAACAUCAUGGAGCUAGUCGACGAUCUGAAGCUCCUCAAGCCAACCGGCUUCAUGUCCGUCCCCCGUCUGUACAGCCGCUUCGGCACAGCAGUUCGCGCCGCCACCGUCGAGCAACCUGGUUUCAAGGGCGCACUAUCCCGCCACAUCGUCGCAACCAAGACAGCCAACCUCAAGAACCCCGACCCCUCCAAGGCCACAAUCCACCACGCUCUUUACGACCGUAUCUGGGCCAAGAAGGUUGCUUCCGCCCUCGGUCUCGAGCGAGCCAGAUAUAUGGUAUCUGGCUCCGCUCCCCUGGAUCCCACCCUACACAACUUCCUGCGCGUCUCAACAGGCACCGACGUCCUACAGGGCUACGGUCUAACCGAGUCGUACGCCUGCGGCACCGCCCAAUCAAGCGACGACCUAACAUCCGGCAACUGCGGCCGUCUAGCCCCCUGCGUCGAAGCCUGCCUCGUCUCCCUCCCCGACAUGGAGUACUCCGUCAACGACAAGCCCUACCCACGCGGCGAACUCCUCAUGCGCGGCAACAACAUGUUCACCGAAUAUUUCAAGAACCCCGAAGAAACCUCCAAAGCAAUGACAGAAGACGGCUGGUUCCGCACCGGCGACGUAUGCCAAAUUGACGAAAUGGGCCGCUUCAUCAUCAUCGACCGCCGCAAGAACGUGCUCAAGCUCGCGCAGGGUGAAUACAUCUCCCCCGAGCGAUUGGAGGGUGUAAUUCUUUCCGAGUUGGGCUAUUUCGCUCAGGCUUAUGUGCACGGUGAUAGUGUGCAGACGUUCUUGGUUGGUAUCUUUGGCAUUGCACCGGAUAUGUAUGCCCCCUUUGCUUCGAAGGUUCUUGGUAAGACGAUUGAUCAGUCGGAUUUGGAGGGUAUUAAGGCUAGUCUUUCGGAUGAGAAGAUUCGGAGGGCUGUGCUCAAGGAUCUGGAGCGUGUUGCUAAGAAGCAUAAACUUGCUGGUUAUGAGCGCGUUAAGAAUGUUUCGUUGAAGUUGGAGCCUUUUACUGUUGAGAAUAAUCUUCUCACUCCUACUCUCAAGCUCAAGCGUCCUCCCACCGUCAAACUUUACCGCCAACUCCUGGACCAACUCUACGAGAAGGCUCUGGAGGAACAAUCUGCUCCUCGUGCCAAGCUUUAG
This is a messenger RNA of Penicillium cosmopolitanum, 2004 nucleotides long. Its product is annotated as putative AMP-binding enzyme. The record is from RefSeq and is a predicted model, not a curated record. Gene Ontology annotation, cellular component: endoplasmic reticulum; membrane. NCBI's taxonomy places the organism in Eukaryota, Fungi, Ascomycota, Eurotiomycetes, Eurotiales, Aspergillaceae. Bases 1 to 2004 code for a protein of 667 amino acids. The transcript has 5 exons. Gene Ontology annotation, molecular function: long-chain fatty acid-CoA ligase activity. Gene Ontology annotation, biological process: long-chain fatty acid metabolic process.